Molecule: messenger RNA, 1089 nt
Organism: Lobosporangium transversale
Lineage: Eukaryota; Fungi; Mortierellomycota; Mortierellomycetes; Mortierellales; Mortierellaceae
Product: acetylpolyamine aminohydrolase
Exons: 4
Coding region: 1-1089 (362 amino acids)
Source: RefSeq, a predicted model, not a curated record
AUGCACACACCUCAGUAUGAAUUUCUAUCUGGUGCUGAAACACACUAUUUCGAGAGCCCUGAACGUCGUGAAGCCAUUCUCAACUUUCUGAGAUCGCAUCCAGAUAUGUUCGAGGUCACCGAAUAUUUCGAAGAUUUUGGUUACCAGCCUAUCAAGCGUGUACAUAAGAAAGACUUUUUAGAGUAUCUCGAGACCGCCUAUGAGGAAUGGAUCGCAGAGGGAGGCCAUCCCAAUGGAGUUUUGCCUGCAACCAUUCCACACCAUAAGCUUGCGCGCUUGGGUAGGCUCAAAGCUUCAAACUGCCUCGCAAAAUCAGGUCAAUACUGUUUCGAUCUAUCCGCCGUAAUUACUAAAAACACGUUCAAAUCUGCCUGGAAUGCAGCACAGAUUACAUUAACUGCGGCCAAGGAACUCGUUCGUAUUGGAGAAGAGUAUGAGAUGAACGUCACCGAUGGCUCCUCGAGAGAAAAUCCUCCUGGUUUGUACGCUCUAGUACGUCCCCCGGGACAUCAUGCGCAAUCUGAUCUCUGUGGCGGUUAUUGUUUCCUUAACAAUGUUGCGAUCGCUACCCAGUGGCUGAUUGACCAGCCUGAGCUAAAGCGUAAAGAUGGCGGACUCAAGAAAAUUGUAAUCCUUGAUAUCGACUUCCAUCAUGGAAACGGAACGCAAGAGAUCUUUUAUACCACUUCCAAUCCUCUUUACAUCUCUCUCCAUUCAGAUGAUGACUAUCCUUAUUUUACCGGAUCAGAAAUCGAAAGAGGCGAAGGUGAAGGUUUGGGUUUCAAUAUCAACCUUCCUCUACCUAAGGCAACCACCGACGAUGAUUAUGUAGAGGCGCUUGAGAAGCUUAUUCAAGAACAUAUCAUCCCAUAUAAGGCAGAUUAUGUUAUUGUGUCACUGGGUGUCGAUACCUUCAAGGAUGAUCCCAUUGCAGGAUUCUUAGUUACAUCCGAAGGAUAUCCUAGAAUUGGGAACGCAAUCCGAAAAAUCGGCCUACCCACGUUGUUCGUGCAAGAAGGAGGAUACUGCAUCGAGAUGCUUGGCAUUAAUGUAGGCGGCAUUUUGUCAGGGUUUUUAGGUCGAGCUUAA